ACUGGGACUACCCUGGCUGUGUUCAGGUUAAUGUUUCCGGAUGAGGAUAAGGAGAGGAAGUUUGGAAUGCAGGAGAAGGUGUUGGCGGAAGCGUUGGGAGGGGUUUUGGGUGUGGAGAUGGGGAGGGGCGGGAGAGGGGAGGUGUUGAGAGAGUGGAGGGACGGGGAGGAUUGUCUGGGAAAGGUUGUGGGUGAUGUUGUGUGGGAGAAGAAUCCGGAUGAAGAGGCUGUCGGCCCAUUGAGUUUACUUGAGGUGGAUAGCUUACUCUCUGAACUAGCGGCCCUAUCUAUAUGGUCCAAUUCCUCCUUUCGUUCGACGUCGACAGGGUCCGACUCCCCUGGACGCCGUACUCGCAAAGAAAUUCUCCGAACCCUCUACACAGACCUCCCGCCCAGGGACGCCUGUUAUUUAACUCAGAUCAUCCUCAAAGAUCUCCGACCGGUUCUGUAUCCUACGCCAGGCCGGACCACCGCCGAGUCGUUAUUGGGGUUCAAGAGCGACUCGGUGAAGAUGCUAAGUAAAGAGGAUGCGAUGAGACUGUGGGAUGAUACAGGGAUGAUGAGGAAGGCGUUUGAUGCGCGAGGAACGUUUGAAGAGGCAGCGCUGGUUUUUGAGGGUGGUGAGGAACAGGUAAACCCGGUCGUCGGGAAGAAACUGCAGAUCCCGAAAUGUGUCAAGGGCCAAGGUUGCAAACAGGCCCUCCGUCAUUUCAAGGAUGCCUCGACGGUGUAUGCGGAAACGAAGUACGACGGCGAACGCGUGCAGUUGCACUUUUGGCUCGAUGAGCAUGGGGUGUCGCAUAUCAAGAUUUACAGUAAGAGCGGGAGGGACUCAACGCUCGAUAGAGCUGCGUUACACCCAUUGAUACGGGAUGUGUUGCAGCCCGGUAAGCAUUGGCAGAAGAGCUUGAUUUUGGAGGCGGAGAUGGUUGCGUGGUCAGACGAGUUGAGUCGCGUGGAUGAAUUCUGGCGCAUCAGAAGCCUUGUAGAAUCGACUGCUAUUGGCGGACGUGCGCGCUACAAAUGGAGGACUUAUCACGCUCACAGUUCACAAUGCUCGAUAAUCUCCGACGCCUCCGACUCCGACACGCGUCACCUCUCCCUCAUCUUCUUCGACGUCCUCCUCAUCGACUCAAAAUCCCUCCUCCCAAUGCCCUACACCCGCCGGCGCACCCUUCUCUCCUCCAUCGUAUCUCCCCUCGAACACGGUCGUGUCAUGCUCGCAGAGAGCUGGCCCAUUGAUAUGAGCAAAGGUAUGGAGGAAGGUGCGAGGCAGCUGAGAGAGAUUUUUGCGGGCAGUUUGGCGGGGUUCGAGGAGGGGUUGGUGUUGAAGGAUGGGGAUUCGGGGUGGAGAAAUUGGAGGCGGCCUUGGGUUAAGCUGAAGAAGGAUUAUAUAACGGGGUAUGGUGACUGUGUUGAUAUGGUCGUUAUGGGUGCUGGGUGGGACAAGGACAGAGCACGAGAACUGAAAGUCGGACCAGAGACAUUGACGACGUUCUAUCUCGGGGUUCAGACCAAUGAUAGCGAUACCAGACGCGACCCCAAAAUAAAGCCACACUUCGAGAUGUUCAUGCUCGUCUCCUACGGCUUAAGCAGGGAACAACUCGAAGAUGCCAAUUUUCGUCUCAAGGGUCUUCCAUACACGUUCGCCUACUCGAAAAGGCUCCCACCUCCGACGGUCAUGAUGCACGAACCGCUCUUAGCUGAAGUAUUCGGCGCUGGGUUCACGAAGGAUCGAGGAGCUAAGAACUACACCCUCCGUUUCCCGCGCAUGACCAAACUCCACCGCACGAACGAACGCUCCUGGCGUUCUGCAGUCUCCAUGUCCCAAUUCGACAAGCUGGCACAUGAAGCAGUAGGCAGGGAGAGUUCGAAAGAUGAG
Stereum hirsutum FP-91666 SS1 is the source of this 1881-nucleotide messenger RNA. Its product is annotated as DNA ligase/mRNA capping enzyme. The transcript is spliced from 11 exons. Gene Ontology annotation, cellular component: DNA ligase IV complex. Gene Ontology annotation, biological process: double-strand break repair via nonhomologous end joining; DNA recombination; nucleotide-excision repair, DNA gap filling. Lineage: Eukaryota; Fungi; Basidiomycota; Agaricomycetes; Russulales; Stereaceae. The annotation marks the transcript as partial. Gene Ontology annotation, molecular function: DNA ligase (ATP) activity; DNA binding; ATP binding. The record is from RefSeq and is a predicted model, not a curated record.